This is a messenger RNA of Bombus pyrosoma, 1311 nucleotides long. It is a transcript of the gene SelT, whose product is annotated as thioredoxin reductase-like selenoprotein T homolog CG3887. Gene Ontology annotation, molecular function: thioredoxin-disulfide reductase (NADPH) activity. Gene Ontology annotation, biological process: cell redox homeostasis. Bases 151 to 711 code for a protein of 186 amino acids. NCBI's taxonomy places the organism in Eukaryota, Metazoa, Arthropoda, Insecta, Hymenoptera, Apidae. The transcript is spliced from 4 exons. The record is from RefSeq and is a predicted model, not a curated record. Gene Ontology annotation, cellular component: endoplasmic reticulum membrane.
UCGAUUCGGAAUUACACUGCUUAACAGCAGAUAGUGACUAAUCGGUGUAGACAGGUGUAGACGAGUAUUAGUUGGCGUCUUUUAGAAGACAAAAAUAUAGUUGUUUCGAUAAAAAUUUAAACUAUUGAUGAGUUUUAAAUGACUUAAAGAAUGCUGCGUCGUAUGAAAUUAAUUUUGUGUUUCUGCGUUAUUUUAUGCGCAUUAGACAAUAAAGCUGAUGACAAUCAAGUUUCAUUAACCAAACUUGGUACAAAAACGGGACCGACGUUAAAAUUCUUCUAUUGUUAUUCAUGUGGAUAUAGAAAAGUUUUUGAAGAAUAUGUCAAUAUCCUUCAGCAAAAGUAUCCAGAAUUACAAAUUGAUGGAGAAAAUUAUAUUCCCUCUCAUAAUAAGAUGCUCAUUGCUAAAUUAUUGAGUUUUGCAAAAAUUUCACUGAUAGUUUUAAUAGUAAGUGGGCUUGAUUUAGGACAACCACCAACAUCACUGUGGCAAUGGUGUCUAGAUAAUCGGUUUUAUUCCUGUAUAAUGAUAUUUUUUAUUUUUAAUGCCAUAGAAGGACAUUUCAUAUCAUCAGGAGCUUUUGAAAUACAUUUUAAUGAUGUUCCAGUGUGGUCUAAACUGGAAACUGGUAGAAUACCACAACCAUUAGAAUUAUUUCAAAUAAUAGAUAAUCAUUUAAAUAUGCGAUAUGCAGAUAUAGAUAUAGAAUAGAUUAAUUUUAAUAAGAAAUCCAACGUGGCAUUUUUUUAUUUGUACCAAAUGUUAAGUAACUGUGGUUAUGGAACUUUCAUUGCUGCAACUCUAUAAUUGUUAAGAACAAUUACCAUCGUUCGCGUACCUUAUAUAUGUAUUUUCUUAUAUACCUUGCUAUCUCAGUUUAGAUGAGACAGUAUAUUUAAAACAGAUAGAGUUUGCAUGAGGAAAGCAGAAAUAAAACCUUUUAAUAUUGCUCAAAACUAUUUUUCAUUCACCAUCUUAAUUUAGAAAUUAGGGAAAGAAAUACGCGAUAUUACUUAAUUAUAACGGGCAUAAAAAUAAAUAUUCAGUAUCUUAAAGUACAUAUUAAUUGAAAGAUAUUUAACCUUUUCGUCACGGUGGGUACUAGCCAUCAAUGCGCCUCUACGAGCGGGCCGCCGUGCUGCCGAAUGCCACCGUACGAGCGUCUCGCGUCUUUUGUUCUCCCAACGUGUUCGUUUAAAAUCUUAGAGAAUUUCAUUGAAACAACAGAGGACUUGAGGAUGUAUUGGAUAAAGGGAAUGUUGUUGAGACCUCGUUCUGUAUUUUAAAAAUAAAUCCUGCAAUAAAUCUUCA